This is a messenger RNA of Drosophila hydei, 1513 nucleotides long. RefSeq names its product N(G),N(G)-dimethylarginine dimethylaminohydrolase 1. Gene Ontology annotation, molecular function: amino acid binding; dimethylargininase activity. NCBI's taxonomy places the organism in Eukaryota, Metazoa, Arthropoda, Insecta, Diptera, Drosophilidae. Gene Ontology annotation, biological process: arginine metabolic process; positive regulation of nitric oxide biosynthetic process. The transcript has 5 exons. The record is from RefSeq and is a predicted model, not a curated record. Bases 230 to 1036 code for a protein of 268 amino acids.
AACUGGGCAUUCAAUUUGCACCAACACUCACAUAACAUUAACAGAUCAAUUGGGCGGCAAUGUUAAGUGUAGAGCAAAUUUUCGGCACUGCGAAUGUCAACGUGCUCGCGUGCAUGUGUGAAUGGCGUUCCACAGCGAGUACACAAACGCAACAUCUGAAAUUCGGUUUUGUGUCUCCUGGUGCUUACCAGUUAUAAACCGCGCACCGCUGGAUUAACCAGUGUCCAAUAUGUCACCCAAAUAUACUCACGCAAUUGUUGCCAGAAUCUCCAAUGCUUUGCUCGAAACGGGCGACUUUGAUGUGCAAUUGGCGAAACAACAACACGAACAAUAUUGCACUCUAUUGCGUGAAAUUGGCUUGAAUGUGAUCGAGCUGCCUCCGGAUGAUGCGUUACCCGAAGGCGUAUUUGUUGAGAACAGCGCCGUGGUAUGCAAUGGAGUUGCGCUUAUUGGCAAAUCGGAGAAUCUAAAACGCCGACGCGAAGCGGAGAGCAUGGCCAUCAUUUUGAAGAAGGAGCUAGACAUACCGGUUAUCGAAAUAGAUGAUCCUCAUGCCCAAUUGGAUGGCGGUGAUGUGCUCUUUACGGGGCGCGAGUUUUUCAUUGGCAUUUCAAGCUAUACGAACGAGGAGGGCGCACGCGCUGUUGCCAUGGCGUAUCCCGAAUAUCCAGUGACACCCAUUAGAGUUAAUGGUUGCAAGCGCUUAAAGUACUACGUCACCAUGGCUGGGCCGGAUGUGAUGUGUGUGAGCACAAGUGCCACCUGCCAGGAGAUUGUGAAGCGUAUGGAGCGUGAGGCGAGCUUCACCUAUCAGAAGCUCACGCUGCCCGAGGAGAGUGCGGCAAAUAUGUUAUAUAUCAAUGGCACAAUUGUGCACAGAUCACCCGCUGAAAUUCCAGAAGCCUACAAGACUUUAAAAGAGAAAAUUGACAUUCCGACACGUAAUAUAAACAUUAGCGAAUUUAGCCAAUAUUCCAGUGGAUUGAGCUCAGCGUGUCUGUUGCUGCGGCGCUGGAAGUCCAUACGCAGCAUUUGAACAUGUGAAUCAUUCACUCGAUCCCACAUCUAACUAUCUAUAUAAAUCGAAUAAUGUUAUUUUGUAUCUAAAGUGGAGAUAAAACACGCACAGGCGCUCGUUUUCAUUGUUAAUGGCGCAGCAAUAUCAAUAUGUCAACUAAUUAAUAAUUAAUCAUAAAUAUUUGUAUUUAGCGUGCAUCUAUUGCAACAUCUUUUUAAACCGUUAUUUGUUAAACUCUAAGUAAUCAUAUAAUGUUAAAAUAUUUAUAUACACACACACACAUACACAGCUCUUCGCACACAUUCGUCUAAACCUUGUUUACAACAUUUAAAUAGUUAUAUAAUUUAUGACAUAUACAAAUAACUUUCUUACAUAUUAAAUAUUUUAUCAUUGGACUCGCAAUUGUGCGAUUUUCCAGCUAACGAAUGACCUACGAAUUGUAUCUACUUUACAAGUAGCUGUUAAAUGUGUUCACUGUACCGUCAAAUAUAAAUA